AUGGGUCUUAACUUGCAGGAAAUAUAUGGCAAUGAUAUAAGUGAAGCCGAAGCUCCUCAUGAGUAUUCGGAGUACCAGCCAAAGAAAGGUUAUGGCUGGGCAAAUACUCUGCCAGAGCGACAGGGUCUUUAUGACCCCGAAUAUGAAAAGGAUGCGUGUGGUGUUGGAUUCGCAGCCCACAUCAAGGGCAAGCCGAGCCACAAGAUUGUGAGCGAUGCCCGCAAUCUAUUGUGCAACAUGACCCAUCGUGGAGCGGUUGGCUCAGAUGCGCGAGAUGGUGACGGUGCUGGUGUGAUGACCAGUAUCCCACAUAAGUUUUUUAUUAAGAAUUUUGCUCGUGAGGUGGGUGUAGACCUCCCACCACUAGGCCAGUAUGCUGUCGGCAACUUGUUCUUCAAGCCCGAUGAAGAUACUCUUAAGCAAUCCAUCGCUAGCUUCGAGGAAUUGGCCACCUCCCUCGGCCUACGAGUCCUGGGAUGGCGCGAGGUGCCUCAUGACUCCACAAUUCUUGGACCGGCUGCAUUAUCAAGGGAGCCUACUAUUAUGCAACCCUUUGUUGUGCUGAAAUCCGCCUAUGGCGAGGGCAACAAGCCCGAGAUUACUGACACUGAAAAGUUCGAUGCGCGGACGUUUGAACUUCAACUCUAUGUUCUACGGAAACGUGCCACCCACGUUAUUGGGAUGGGUAACUGGUUCUACCUGUGCUCUCUCAGUAACCGUAAUAUCGUUUACAAGGGUCAGCUAUCCCCUGUGCAGGUGUAUCAAUACUACCAUGAUCUUGUCAAUGUUGACUACGAGGGUCACUUUGCCCUGGUUCAUUCGCGUUUCUCGACAAAUACAUUCCCUUCUUGGGACCGUGCGCAACCCUUGCGAUGGGCUGCUCACAAUGGUGAAAUUAACACAUUGCGCGGAAAUAAGAACUGGAUGCGUGCACGUGAAGGAGUGCUUCGAUCGGAAGUCUUCGGCGAUGAGUUAGACCAGUUGUACCCCAUUGUUGAGGAAGGUGGAUCCGACUCGGCUGCCUUCGAUAAUGUCCUGGAGUUGCUUAUGAUUAACGGUGUCUUGUCUCUGCCAGAGGCUGUCAUGAUUAUGAUUCCCGAGGCCUGGCAAGACAACCCAGCUAUGGAUCCGGCCAAGUCUGCUUUCUACGAAUGGGCAGCUUGUCAGAUGGAACCCUGGGACGGCCCCGCCUUGUUUACCUUCUCUGAUGGUCGUUACUGUGGUGCUAACCUUGACCGUAAUGGUCUGCGUCCAUGUCGUUUCUAUGUGAUGGAUGACGACCGCAUUGUUUGUGCCUCAGAAGUCGGCGCUAUCGAUAUUGACCCCGAGCGUGUGGUCCAAAAGGGUCGUCUACAGCCCGGAAAGAUGCUUCUCGUCGAUACGGUGGCUGGACGCAUUAUAGAUGACUCUGAAUUGAAGCAGACUGUUGCUCAACGUCAGGACUUUGCCAGCUGGCUGGACAAAGAGCUCCUGAAGUUGCCUGCUAUAAAAAAGCUACUACUGGAUCAGAAUGUUGAUCUUUCAUUUGCUCUUGAUGAUAACACAGUGCAGAAUGAUCCCCGCCUUCGAGCAUUUGGCUACUCAUUCGAGCAAGUCAGUCUGCUCCUUGGCCCCAUGGGUGCGGAUUCUAAGGAAGCCCUUGGCUCUAUGGGCAACGAUGCUCCCUUGGCUUGCAUUGCUCAACAACCUCGUCUUCUUUACGAGUAUUUCCGCCAACUCUUCGCCCAGGUUACCAAUCCUCCAAUCGAUCCCAUCCGAGAAGCCGUGGUCAUGUCUCUUGAGUGCUACGUUGGCCCGCAGGGUAACUUGCUAGAAAUGGAUCCAUCCCAGUGCCACCGUUUGCUUCUACCAUCUCCUAUUCUGAGCAUUCCCGAGUUCAACGCCUUGAAGAACAUUACUCACGCCCAUAGAGAUUGGACUGUCCGUACAAUCGACAUCACUUUUGAAAAAAUCAAGGGCACCGCCGGCUAUCUUGAAACAUUAGAUGCAAUUUGCGAUGCUACAACGGAGGCUAUUCAAAGUGGUGACAAAAUUAUUGUUCUUUCUGACCGCGCUACCAGCGCUGACCGUGUGCCUAUUUCGGCAUUGCUGGCCACCGGUCUGGUACACCACCACUUGGUCCGCAACAAGUGGCGCUCAUUCGCUGCUCUAGUUGUUGAAACUGCCGAGGCUCGUGAAGUUCACCACCACUGUGUCCUCCUUGGAUACGGUGCUGAUGCUAUUAACCCGUACCUUGCCAUGGAGUGCAUCCUUAAGAUGAACCGCGAGAACCUGAUUAGAAAGGAUCUCCCUGACGAGAAGGUCAUUGAAAACUACAAGGCCUCUUGUGAUGGUGGUAUUCUCAAGGUCAUGAGUAAGAUGGGUAUCUCCACUCUUCAGUCCUACAAGGGUGCUCAGAUCUUUGAGGCCCUCGGUAUCGAUGACAGCGUGAUCGAUCGUUGCUUUGCUGGUACCGCCAGUCGCAUCCGUGGUAUCACCUUUGACCUGAUCGCCCAAGAUGCCUUUGCUUUCCAUGAGCGUGGGUACCCGUCUCGCGACAUUGUUGAGAUUCCCGGUCUCCCUGAGUCGGGUGAAUACCACUGGCGUGACGGUGGCGAGGCUCAUGUCAACGACCCAGUCAGCAUCGCUAAUAUGCAAGAUGCCGUUCGCAACAAGAACGAUAAGUCUUACGAGGCUUAUGCCAAGGCUGAACACGAGCAGAUCAAGAAUUGUACUCUACGUGGUAUGCUCGAAUUCGACUUUGAGCAGCGUGCACCAAUUCCUAUUGACCAGGUUGAGCCUUGGACCGAGAUUGUACGCCGUUUCGUGACUGGUGCUAUGUCUUACGGAUCCAUUUCCAUGGAGUCCCACUCGACUAUUGCUAUUGCCAUGAACCGCUUGGGUGGUAAGUCCAACACUGGUGAAGGUGGUGAAGAUGCUGAGCGCAGUAACCGUAUGGAGAAUGGCGACACUAUGCGUUCUGCCAUUAAGCAGAUUGCCUCUGGACGUUUUGGUGUGACUUCGAACUACCUGGCAGACGCCGAUGAGCUGCAAAUCAAGAUGGCCCAGGGUGCCAAGCCCGGUGAGGGUGGUGAGCUGCCUGGUCAUAAAGUCCUCGGUCCUAUCGCUCGCACUCGUCACUCUACCCCGGGUGUCGGUCUGAUCUCUCCUCCUCCGCACCACGACAUCUACUCAAUUGAGGAUCUGAAGCAGCUCAUUUACGAUCUGAAGUGCUCUAACCCACGUGCUCGUGUCUCAGUCAAGCUUGUGUCUGAAGUUGGUGUUGGCAUCGUUGCUUCCGGUGUCGCCAAGGCGAAGGCGGAUCACAUCUUGAUUUCUGGUCAUGACGGUGGUACCGGUGCCUCGCGCUGGACUGGUAUCAAGUAUGCUGGUCUUCCCUGGGAGUUGGGUCUUGCAGAGACCCACCAGACGCUUGUCCUAAACGAUCUUCGUGGUCGUGUUGUGGUUCAGACUGACGGUCAGAUUCGCACUGGUCGUGAUCUUGCUAUUGCCUGUCUCCUCGGUGCCGAAGAGUUUGGUUUCGCAACAACUCCAUUGAUUGCUAUGGGUUGUAUCAUGAUGAGAAAGUGCCACCUCAACACUUGCCCUGUUGGCAUUGCUACCCAGGAUCCUGAACUUCGCAAGAAGUUCAAGGGUACCCCGGAGAAUGUUAUCAACUUCUUCUUCUAUGUCGCUAAUGAGAUGCGAGCUAUCAUGGCUAAGCUUGGUGUUCGUACUAUCAACGAAAUGGUUGGCCGGGCCGAGCUGCUCAAGGUUCGAGAUGAUAUUCGCAACCAGAAGCAGGAACGUGUGGACCUAUCGCUCAUCCUCACCCCUGCACACUCGCUCCGCCCAGGUGUUGCUACCUACAACGUUCGGAAGCAGGACCAUCGCCUUCACACUCGUCUUGAUAACAAGUUGAUUGCCGAAUCCGAGCUUGCUCUGGAGAAGGGUCUUCCUUGUCGCAUCGAGUGCGAUGUCGUUAACACUGAUCGUGCUAUGGGUGCUACAUUGUCAUACCAGAUUAGUCGACGCUACGGCGAGGAAGGGCUUCCUCAAGACACUAUUCAUGCCAACAUCAAGGGCUCUGCUGGUCAAUCAUUCGGCGCCUUCCUCGCCCCUGGUGUCACUCUGGAGCUUGAAGGUGAUGCCAAUGACUAUGUUGGCAAGGGUCUUUCUGGUGGUCGUCUCAUUGUCUAUCCUCCUCGAGGUGCUGCUUUCAGGGCCGAGGAGAACGUUAUUGUGGGUAACACCUGUUUGUAUGGUGCUACUCGUGGUACUGUCUACUUCCGCGGUGUUGCCGCCGAACGAUUCGCUGUCCGCAACUCAGGUGCCACUGCUAUUGUUGAGGGCGUUGGUGACCACGGUUGUGAGUACAUGACUGGUGGCCGUGUCCUCAUUUUAGGCUCUACUGGUCGUAACUUUGCUGCCGGUAUGUCCGGUGGUAUUGCUUAUGUCCUAGACAUGAAGCGGGACUUCCACUCUAAGGUCAACUUGGAAAUGGUUGAAGUCUCUGGCAUCGAGGACCCCUCGGAGAUUGCAUUCGUUCGCGGUUUGAUUGAGGACCACCACCACUACACUGGAUCCGAGCUUGCUGCUCGCAUUCUUCUUGACUUUAACCGUGCCCUUCCCCAUUUCAUCAAGGUUUUGCCAACUGACUACAAACGUGUCAUGGAAGAAGAGGCUGCCAAGGCAGAGGCUGCUAAGAAGGCCGAGUUCUCUCUUCCUCAGCUUCCCAGCACUUCCGUUGGAAGCGAGAAAGCCAAGGCUAAGACCGAUGAGAAGAAGGCCGAGUUGUUGGACAUUGAGGAUAGCAUUAGUGACUCCAAGACCGAGAAGAAGCGCUCUGCGCUGAUCUUGGAUAAGACCCGCGGUUUCAUGAAGUAUAGCCGUCGCAGCGAGAAAUACCGCAACCCGACCACUCGUACUCGUGAUUGGGGUGAGAUAUCCAACCGUCUCAGUGAGGACGAGCUCAAAUACCAGUCGGCUCGUUGUAUGGACUGCGGUGUUCCCUUCUGUCAAUCUGACACCGGUUGUCCCAUUUCCAACAUUAUUCCCAAGUGGAACGAAUUGGUCUUUCAGAAUCAAUGGCAAGAUGCGCUUAACCGCUUGCUCAUGACCAACAACUUCCCUGAGUUCACUGGUCGUGUAUGCCCUGCGCCUUGCGAGGGCGCCUGUGUUUUGGGAAUCAACGAGGACCCUGUUGGCAUCAAGUCCAUCGAGUGUGCCAUCAUUGACCGUGGUUUCGAGAUGGGCUGGAUGAUUCCUUGUCCUCCUCAGACCCGCACUGGCAAAACUAUUUCCAUCAUUGGAUCUGGCCCUGCCGGUCUUGCCGCCGCUGACCAGCUGAACCGCGCCGGUCACUCUGUUACCGUCUAUGAGCGUGCUGACCGCUUUGGUGGUCUUCUCAUGUACGGUAUUCCAAACAUGAAGCUUGACAAGAAGGUUGUCCAGCGCCGCGUGGAUCUGAUGGCCGCAGAGGGCGUCAAGUUCGUGGCUGGUACAGCCGUUGGGCCUGACAGUGAUGUGACACUACAGUCUCUACGUGCCACCAGUGAUUCUGUUAUCAUUGCCACUGGUGCUACUGUUGCUCGUGAUCUAAAGGUUCCCGGACGUGAGCUCGAUGGUGUCCACUAUGCUAUGCAAUUCCUCCACAAGAACACCAAGUCUCUCCUCGACUCCGAUCUUUCUGAUGGCGAGUACAUUUCUGCCAAAGACAAGCACGUCGUCGUCAUUGGCGGUGGUGACACUGGUAACGACUGCAUUGGUACCUCUGUUCGUCAUGGUGCUAAGUCGGUCACCAACUUUGAGCUGUUGCCCCAGCCUCCUCCGGAGCGUGCCAACGACAACCCAUGGCCUCAGUGGCCCCGUAUCUACCGUGUCGAUUACGGACACUCAGAGGUCAAGACUCACAUGGGCAAGGAUCCUCGUGAGUACUGUGUCAUGUCUACUGAAUUUGUGGACGAUGGCAGUGGUCGCGUCCGUGGUAUCAACACCGUUCGUGUUGAAUGGACCAAGAGUGCUACUGGCGGCUGGGAUAUGAAGACUGUGGAAGGCAGCGAGCAAUUCUUCCCCGCUGACCUUGUUCUCCUGUCCAUGGGCUUCUUGGGUCCCGAGGACCGCCUCCUUGGUGAUGAGAUUUCUCGUGACCCUCGCAAGAACGUCAAGACACCCCCUGGUCACUACUCGACCAACAUCCCUGGUGUCUACGCCGCCGGUGAUUGUCGCCGUGGACAAUCUUUGAUCGUCUGGGGUAUUAAUGAAGGUCGCCAAUGUGCUAGAGAAGUUGAUGCUUUCCUGAGUGGUGUCAGCUCACACCUCCCUGUCACCGGUGGCAUUGUCCGCCGACCAGCUAUCGACUCUGUCCCUCAGCCCGCUGAGACACAAGUCGUUGCUUAA
This is a messenger RNA of Penicillium angulare, 6378 nucleotides long. RefSeq names its product glutamate synthase (NADH). The coding region runs from base 1 to 6378 and encodes 2125 amino acids. Gene Ontology annotation, molecular function: glutamate synthase (NADH) activity; iron ion binding; flavin adenine dinucleotide binding. The record is from RefSeq and is a predicted model, not a curated record. Lineage: Eukaryota; Fungi; Ascomycota; Eurotiomycetes; Eurotiales; Aspergillaceae. The transcript is spliced from 4 exons.